CUCCUAACCGGCGAGCACCACUUCGCUUUCCUCCCUCUCUGCGCUUCUGUGUCCUUUAGCUGGCUGAAGCCCGAGUUGGCUGCUGCAGCUAGCAAAAUAUUCCAAAGCCGUCGGUCAUGACCGAUUUGGCUGCUUUCGAAGGCAUCAUUCCAAAAGAAGCUGGUCCCGCGGACCCCCGAGUCGACGUCGCCCUCAUGUCUUCUUCCACUUUCUCCAGCCCGGCCGCGCAGGCGACUGGCUCAACGGCCAACACCAAUACGGCCACCGAAGCCAGGCCACAGAUGGGCGUCAGGGGCGUCACGAGCGAGGCAAUGAGCAGCUCGACCGACGGGCUGGUCCUGUAUGACCUCACGUCGAAGCCGGGGGCUCGCCAGACCUUUUCCCCACACUGCAUCAAGACGGUCCUUGCCCUGCGCCUGCUCGAUAUCGGCUAUGACCGACAGCGGCGGACGUUUCACCAGAUCCGCACGGAGCUCGCCCAGCGUGUCUCUGACCGCGUCACGGUGCCCACCCUCGAGCUGUCCAACGGCUCGCACCUCACCGACUCGUGGGCCAUUGCGCUGUACCUCGCCCAGAAGCACCCGCAGGGCAGCCUUCUCUUUCCCAACGGCGCCGCCAGCAAAGCCCUGGCCAGCCUGCUCAACACCUGGGGCCCGAAAAUCUUUGGCCCGCGCAUCCAAGCCCUCUCCCGGCCUCGCAUCUACGACCUCCUCGAUCCCGCCUCGGCGCGCUACUUUGAGGAGGAGAAGUGCGGCAAGGCCAAGCUGGACAAGAUGCGCGCCAUGCGGCCCGAGGAGCGCCAGGCCCACCUCGAAGCGUGCAAGGCCGCCCUCGAGCUCGUCGAGAGCGCCCUGGCCGAGUCAAAGAGGGGUGCCCCUCCCUUCUCCCGCUGGCUCGAGGGCGGCGAGCUGCCGUCGCACGCCGACUUUGUCGUCUAUGGCUUCUACGGUUACUCCAAGACUGCCGGCCCCGCCGUCGUCAAGGAGAUCUGGAACGCUCAUCCAAAUGUCGCCCAGUGGGUUCAGGACAUGACCGAAUGGGCUGGCAAGGACAUCACGGCGGACUUCUUGUAGGAAAAGAAGAUGCAAGAAGAGACAGAAAAAAGCAGACGAGAGAAAGAGAGGAGCUUGCCAUUAAUAAAAUACAGCGGCACAGAUGUAGCUUAUAAGCGUGGAGGGCAAU
Messenger RNA from Acaromyces ingoldii, 1182 nucleotides. RefSeq lists its product as hypothetical. The record is from RefSeq and is a predicted model, not a curated record. The coding region runs from base 117 to 1073 and encodes 318 amino acids. NCBI's taxonomy places the organism in Eukaryota, Fungi, Basidiomycota, Exobasidiomycetes, Exobasidiales, Cryptobasidiaceae. The transcript has 2 exons.